UCAUUCACAGAGAGAGGAGAGAGGACCAGAGAACGCCGAAGAACUACUCUGCAACAGUGGCUGAUUUUGAAUGUUCUCUGUCUCAAAACAAUAGUUCUUUGUAUCUACGUUUUUUUGUCUUUUAGUUGCUGCACAUUUACAAACGGAUCCUUUGAGUUUCCUGAGAGCAUAAGCAGUCCAACUUUCAACAUGUCCUCAGAGGCGUCGUCUCCUGUAAAGUCCACCACCCCUCCUUUGUCCCCGCUGUCUCCUGUCUCUCCAGUGUCUCCUAACUCUCUGCGCCUGCCCGCCUGCCGCCACAGAGACCGAUCACCCUCCCCCAUGAGAGGGGGCUACCUGAUUCCCAGCCCCCUGCCCACCCGCCGCAACCGGACCUGCUCAGCAGCAGCACGUGCAGCAGAGGGGCCAGUUUUCACUGGGGUUUGCAAGUGCUUUUCACGGUCCAAAGGCCAUGGCUUCAUCACACCAUCGGACAGAGGCAAUGACAUCUUUGUGCACAUAUCUGACAUUGAGGGUGAAUACGUGCCUGUGGAGGGAGAUGAAGUCAGCUAUAAGAUCUGCUCUAUUCCACCCAAACAUGAGAAGAUCCAGGCUGUGGAGGUGACCAUCACUCAUUUAGCACCAGGCACAAAGCAUGAGACCUGGUCAGGAGCGGUGGUUGAAUCCUGAGGACCCGCGAUAAGAAUAGCUUGCUUUCUUCUGAACUGUCAGGCUGUGUGAUGGUGAUUUUGAAAUGGGUUUCUGUUCCUUUUUUUGGAGGUUUGGGGGAUGAGAGCAGGGCUGAAUGAAUGCCUUUAGAUGAGAAAUAUCAAAGUCUUGCUUCUGUUAUUUUUCUUUCUUUUUGGGGGGCCUGGGGGAGGGGGUUUGUUUUGAAGUAAUCUGUAUUAGUGGUUUUGUUUAAUUAUGUGGCAUGAACAGCAGCCAACAAAAAUGCUUAAACUAACCAUCUGUGACUUCAGUAUCUUUGAAUGAUCGUUGUCUUGAGAAUAUGGGAUACGCUUCAAGGGAUAGUUCACCCAAAAAUUAAAAUGUGGUCAUUAUUUACUCACCCUGUUGUUUCAGACCUGCAUGACUUACUGUCUUCUGUGGCACUCGAAAGGAACUGUUAGGGACUGACAGCCUUAUUCACUUUCAUUGUAUGGAGAAACAAAACAAACAUGCAAUGAAAGUGAAUGGUGACUGGCUAUCCUACCUAACAUUCUACCUAAACUUAUUUUUUAACACAAAAUAGAUUUGAGUUUGAAACAACAAGAGUGUGAGUAAAUGAUGAGAGAACAAUAAUUUUUGGGUGAACUAUCCCUUUAAGAAAACGGACCACACACUCUUAACAGAACGCCUUAACUCAUAUAUCUAAUAGCUAAAAUACAUAGUUCUCCAUAUAUUUUGUAUUUACUAAAUUUUUUUCUCUUUGUGUAUUGUCAACAUAUUGUGAAAAUAUAUCAUUUGGAUCAUUA
Molecule: messenger RNA, 1454 nt
Organism: Myxocyprinus asiaticus (Chinese sucker)
Lineage: Eukaryota; Metazoa; Chordata; Actinopteri; Cypriniformes; Catostomidae
Product: calcium-regulated heat stable protein 1-like
Exons: 4
Coding region: 190-669 (159 amino acids)
Biological process (GO): regulation of mRNA stability
Cellular component (GO): cytoplasm
Molecular function (GO): mRNA 3'-UTR binding
Source: RefSeq, a predicted model, not a curated record